CAGUACUGCCGUGUGGUCACCAGCGUACCCGUCGCCAGCUGGGACUUCGCUUGGAUAUCGAGUUUUAGCGGGUUGCCCUGCAGCGGGCGGUAUGUACGUGCAGUGGUGCACCGGGCUUGGGUUGCUGACAAUGAUGUGCGCAUAUUGACAUAUCAUCGCUUACCGUUGUUUUCUCCAACUUUUUAUUUUCCAGUUAAAAACGGUUACGUGCCGUUAUGUUAUACUUGUUAUAAAACAUCGGAAGUUAGUAUAAAACGGCGGUGUUCAUCGUUUUUCGCGAAUUUUUCAAUUUUGCUUCAAGCUGAGUGGCGCACCGCUACCGUCGAAUCUUUUUUCUCAGCAUUCCCUAGCCUUGUGGGAACCCAGAGUCUUCAGUUGCAUCCCCGCCAUCAUUUACCGUGCGCGAUACUAUUGAAACGCUGGAUGGUUGCUACUUGUUUUGCUUUUGCUUGCAUCUAAAUAGUUGCGAUUGCGCAUGCAAGCGCUGAUUUAUCGUCAGAGAUCGUAUCAAAAGUGUGACCUGGUCUACAUAUCAUAGUAAUAUUAUGUCCCGAAUCGUACGUAGAUUAGUAAGUCCUCAUGCUUCGAAUGCAGCAUCUGGAACUUGUCCUUUCAAGCAAUCUUCUUUUGGCGCCAAUCACAACAAACAUUCCACCAAUUACUCAGCUGUGUACGCGGAUUACAAUGGCGAUUCCCACGGCGAAAUUGUUUCGGCAGAUUCGCUGACAAGGUGCUCGAAUGAAAUACCGGGGCCCAAAGGUCUUCCUUUUGUGGGAACCCUAUUCGCGUAUAUAAAGAAGAACGGAUUCCGAUUUAACAAAUUGUUUGAGGCUCACGUUCACCGAUUUAACCAGUACGGCCCGUUUUUCCGUGAGAAGAUUGUCGGGCGAACAUUUAAUGUACUGCGCGAUUUACGCGAAUGGAGAACAAAAGUGAUUCAAGAAGAGCCCAAAUGCCCGCGGAGAGUAGUGCUGGAGCCAAUGGUUCGUUAUCGGAAAAUGCGGAAUCUGAGUCAAGGCCUGGUUAAUUCGCAAGGGGAGGAAUGGUUCAAAUUCAGAUCAACAUUUGACAAAAAGCUGCUUGCUCCUAAGGAGAUUGAGUGUCAUUUUGAACCAUUGUCGGCAGUCGCAGAUGACUUUAUUGCACACCUGCAACAUCUUGCCGACACGCAGACCAACACGGUGUAUAACAUCGAAAAAGAAGUAUUCAAGUGGUCACUAGAAUCGAUUUGUGCAGUAUUAUUCAGCAGCCGACUUGGUUGUUUUCAAAGUCCGCCUUCGGAAAAAUCCGAAUAUUUCAUCACAAACUGUCGGAAAUUUUUCACCAAUCUACAGCAACUCAUGUACGAACCACCGUACAAGAAAUGGAUGUCCAGUAAAACGUGGGAUGAUUUUGUGGAAUGCUCGGAUAAUCUGUUGCGCCAAGGGAUGGAGAUGGUAGAAUCAGUACCGAAGGAUUCGCUGGCCGGUUAUUUUUUGCUCAAUUCGCACUUGCGAAAGGACGAAGUUGCCUUAACCGUGAUUGAUCUAAUUAUUGGCGCAAUGGAAACAACGACCAAGACAACAAUAUGGAACUUGUACUGUUUGGCUAAAUGGCAAGCAGCGCAGGAACGCAUCCACAAAGAAAUUGUGGAUUCCGUUGGUGCUCGCCGGUUGAAAUUGGAUGAUCUUCGGGAUCUGCCGCUUGUUAAAGCGUCCUUGAAAGAAACAUUACGACUAUACCCGGCUCCUUUUGUGAUAAGUCGCAUACUGCAAAAUGAUACGAAUGUGCGCGGUUACCGAGUUCCUGCUGGUGAAGAGGUGGUCAUCAGUUUAUGGGCAGUGGGACAUGACGAAAGUGUGUUUCCCGAUCACUUGAAUUUCAUCCCCGAACGCUGGGUACAAAAGGAUUUGACUCCCUCGCAAAAAAUGUACUGCAGUCUGCCGUUCGGACAUGGACGACGCAUGUGUAUUGGUCGCCGUAUAGCGGAAAUGAAGAUUUACAUACUUUUGAGCAAGCUGAUCGGUAAAUGCAAACUGGAGUGUGCCAACGAGGAGCCGGUUCAACCCAUCAUCGAAAUGACCUUGGCUCAAGAUCGACCUGUUCACCUUCGUCUCCAGAAACGUAUUCCCGAAUUCAACGCGGCACUCCUAAGUCAUACUCGCCAAAGUAAUACAGAUUUUAGUCGCAAUAUUUGUCCGUUUGGCACUCAAACUGGAAGUAGUACGGCUGUUUGCAUAUAGGUCAAGCAGUACUGUAAGAAAUCGCUUAUUCCGUAAUGGCAAUAAUUUGUGUUCCUCGUGUACAACCGUCCAGUUUACCAUGCUUUGUUUGACGCAAUAAUAUAAUUACUUCCAACUGCUUACCAGGAAUCUCUGAACGAAAUCUUAUAUUACCUGCGUUGCGCUAGUUCCCUUUCCAUGCCAUUCAUAUUUUUACCGUUUCACACUUUUUGGCUAGUUAAUUAAUAAUUCGUUCAUGUUACGAAAACGUAGUGCAACUGCGUUGCGCUUUGUUGUUUCAUGUGUUGAAGAUUUCGCUUCAGUAUUGAAAUUGUUAUAAAAUAUAAAUACCUGAAUAACGAUUGCAGUAAAUGAACAAAAAAAUGAAUAAAUAAAUGCCUGAUUAA
Messenger RNA from Paramacrobiotus metropolitanus, 2608 nucleotides. Its product is annotated as cytochrome P450 10-like. The record is from RefSeq and is a predicted model, not a curated record. Gene Ontology annotation, molecular function: monooxygenase activity; oxidoreductase activity, acting on paired donors, with incorporation or reduction of molecular oxygen; heme binding. The transcript is spliced from 8 exons. Bases 546 to 2222 code for a protein of 558 amino acids. NCBI's taxonomy places the organism in Eukaryota, Metazoa, Tardigrada, Eutardigrada, Parachela, Macrobiotidae.